Messenger RNA from Anastrepha obliqua, 2520 nucleotides. RefSeq names its product lysine-specific demethylase 2B (gene Skp2). The transcript has 6 exons. The record is from RefSeq and is a predicted model, not a curated record. Gene Ontology annotation, molecular function: protein binding. Lineage: Eukaryota; Metazoa; Arthropoda; Insecta; Diptera; Tephritidae. The coding region runs from base 147 to 2177 and encodes 676 amino acids.
ACUUUGUGGCAAUAUCUGGCAAUGCGCAACAGUUGGCAAUCUUUUAUUUGUUGAUUGUCGAAUUUCUACUUGUACCGCAACUUGUUUUAUGUGAAUUGGCAGAAAAAUUAAAGUUUCAGAAAAAUAAAGUGAAAAGUAUUUAUACAAUGAGUAAUAAGAAAUUGAAACAAACAGAUAACAUUGAAAAUUUGUGUCCGACGGCAAGAAAACGUGUUAAAACUACACCAAUCAACAGUUGGAAACUAGCCAAACUGGAAUCGAACUCAUCACCCAGUACUCUUACAACGGAAUAUUUGGAAGAGAUGGGCAUUGGAAUGCUUGACUCGGAAGAGAGUUCAUCUUCGGCAGCUUCAUCUAUAGCAUUGGUAUUGAGUGCAAGUGCAGAUGAAAACUCGAAUGGUUGUACACCGAAUUUGGAUGCUCCAAAAAUGUGUCAUCAACGUAUGACGUCUUGUAGACCAUUGGAUAGCACACUAGAUAGUACACUGAGCAGCGAUAAUAAUACCCUAAUACCUAGCCCCAACAUUAACCACAUUGAAACAGAGUGUAGUAAUUUAACCCAAAAUUGCAAUAACAGUAAUAACAAAGCUUUUGAUGAACAAGCUGAUGGAAGCAAACAAACUCUGCAAAAGCAACAAAUUCAAUUAAAAAAUGGAGACAAAGUAUUAUCACAAUAUAGGAAAGUAGCUAUACUUGGCAUGGGUGCGGGCAUCGCAAGUAAUAGUUCGUCGCCCGUUUCAUCAACAUCCGCAUCACAACUGCACAAUGCAAAUUCCAAUUCUAACUCGCCUUCAGCUGGCAGAAGCACACGUAGUCCUCUGGCCACAGUUUCUGGUAACAGUCAUAAUCGAGCAGCAAGAACUACUUCACAACAUACUACGCAACCGCAACAGGUCAUCGUUGGUAAUGGUGAUGCCACUAUAAAUAAUAUUGCUAAUACUCAUAAUAACGGUAGUUCAACAAAUUCCGGAAUUGUGUCAUAUUCACCGAACUAUAUGACUAUGCCUUCAACAAGCAAGCACAUAACUUUAAUCAAACAACAACAAAGACAACAGCUUCACCAACAACAGUUGAAAGUACAAAGGCGCCAGACAACGCAACCAUCCACUGAGCAGCAGCCACAUAUGACUUUAUAUGAUAAUUUCUUUCUGUUUCGGCAACAGCAGUUGCCCGAUAAUCUUACAGAUGGAAAAGACCAUUUUACUACAUUGUCGGAUGAGAUUGUAUUGCAGAUUUUUAAAUGGCUUCCUAAAAAGGCAUUAGUCCGUUGCAGUUACGUAUGUCGGCGCUUUAAUAGGUGCGCCAGUGAUGAGUCGCUAUGGGCGCGUUUGGACUUAGGAGGACGGUUUUUACGCGCCGGUGCCUUAGAGAAUAUAUUAACGCGCGGCGUAGUAAUACUACGUUUGGCACAGGCUGAGUUAAAUCAUCCUGUUUUCGAUAGUGAGUUUCUCCACGCCGAACCGAAAUUCGAGUCGAAGUUGCAGUAUUUAGAUUUAAGUAUGGCAUCUCUAACCAAGUCUUCGCUAAAGAUGCUAUUGUCACACUGCCGCCAAUUAAAGAAACUCAGCUUGGAACAUGUGCCCAUUAACGAUGGGAUUUGCAAUGAAAUAGCUAAGAACACCAAUUUAGAGGCAUUAAACCUGGCAAUGUGCAUAGGACUGGAGGCCUGGAGUGUACGCAAAAUAAUGGAAUCGUUGCAAAAUUUGAAUAGCUUAAAUAUUUCGUGGACAAAUUUGUCGGUGGAUGCCGUGACGUCGGUGGUAACGAAUGUAACACCUAAUCUUAUGCGGUUAAAUAUGUCAGGUUGCCGCAAAACUCUGUAUGACUCACAUGUGGCUAGCUUGGCUAAACGAUGCACACAACUUUUAGAAAUAGAUUUUUCCGAUUGUACUGCAUUGACUGGAAAUGUGGUUAAUAUUAUUUGUAAAUUUAAAAUGCUCGAAUAUUUAUCUUUGUCGCGCUGCUAUCUCAUCCCAGCCUCGUCCUACAUGGAUUUAGUUAACUUGCCUACACUCACCUAUCUCGAUAUAUUUGGAAUGCUCUCAGAUACUGGGAUGGAAUUGUUGGAGCAAAACUUCCCCAAUAUAGGAAUUAAUAAAUUCAUAUACAGCUCAGUGGCCAGACCGACAGUUGGCACGCGUCGCACAUCGGUUUGGGGUCUCCGUACGCGUGACUAGAAUAAAAACAUGGACGAUAAGAAUAUUUGUAGUUAACUUAGUUUGUGAACAAGACAGAAAUCCACACACAGAUGUAAUAUGAAGUUUUGUAUUAGUUUUUUAUUAAAUGUUUUAUAUAUGAUACGGCUAGUUUCUAAUAAAAUUGUCAUAUUGUCAAAAGGCGCUUAUAAAAAGCAUUAAUUAUGAUAAAUAUAAAAUAAUGAUAGUUAUGUUUUAAUUUUAAUAAGAAUAAGUGAUGCCGUGAUGAAGUUUGUGCAAACUAGAAAUUCACUAUCUACGUAUUUGUAUGGCUGCGUCCCCAAUUUUUUGUUUAAUAAAACAUUGUAUUUUGUCACAUAAAUAA